AUGUCUUCAAAUAAUGACACCCAUAAUUCGUACAUUUCACAACUAAACUUGCAGACUCCGAUCGCCAUGGUGUCAGAUUUUACCCGAGAGGAAGAUUUUGAGUCCGACUUAGAAUCUUGGUCCAACGCGCAGUUUAUUGAUGUUUCAUAUGGAAUGGGUUUUCCGGACAAUGAUUUCGAAGCAUCUCCAGGUGUAUUUGAAGAUCAAGAUAUACCUAUGAUUGUUCAGAACGACUUAUCGCCUAUUUCCAAUUCGUCCCGACUUCAACAAACAGUGUAUCCUCUGUUUACUUAUCCUACGGCAAACCCUUUCAUGACCACACGCAUGAGGCCUAUUACUAUUGCACCAGCCGUUACCACUGCACUAACUAGCACGACUUUUCCUCCUACAUAUCCAGUUUCUCAUGCAGACGUGAAUGCUGCUAAAGAGAAAACAGUAACACCAGCGUCGACAAGCACUCUAAAGGUUACUACUGAUACUACGGACUACCCAUCUCAUAACAAUUCGACGGCAAAAAUGGGUCAACUAACAUCUGGUGAUAUAACAAAAAAAGAUGCUGAUUCUAAGCAAUCGCUUGAUCCUGAAGUAGUGGCCAAAUUAGCAGCUGAGGAAGAUAAACGAAGACGUAACACUGCGGCAUCUGCUAGAUUCCGCAUAAAGAAGAAGAUGCGUGAACAGGCGCUUGAGAGGACUGCAAAGGAAAUGACUUCAAAGGCAGAAGCUUUUGAAAAUCGAAUAAAAGAACUCGAGAUGGAAGUCAAAUGGUUAAGAAGUCUGAUUGUGGAAAAGGAUGCUAGGUUGUUGGACAUUGAUCGUCCUGGAAAAAAGCCUAAAACUGAAACUGAGAGUCAAGCUGCAAUGGAGCUUUCAGAGGCAGAUACGAAAAAAAGUGAUCAGACAAAUCAAAAGGAAUAA
This is a messenger RNA of Racocetra persica, 915 nucleotides long. The record is from the annotation of a GenBank genome assembly. Lineage: Eukaryota; Fungi; Glomeromycota; Glomeromycetes; Diversisporales; Gigasporaceae.